UUGAUUAAUUUUUUUUUUUUUUUUUUAACGGGAUGUAUUAUUAUUAGUUGAUUAAUUCAUAGGCCCAAUACAGUUUUUUUGCUUGUAGCCCAUAUAUUUUCAGGGCCGGUUGCAACAUAUCUCAAUGGAAAAAAGAAGCCUUGAUUUUGAGACUAAUCGACGGCUGUUAGUUUUGAAAGGUGAAAGCAAAUCAAUGAUCUAUAUUUAUCGAGCGUUGGAGCUGAAACUAAUCGACGGUUGUUUUACUUUUGAAAGAUAAAUAAAAGCAAAUAAUGGUCUAUAUUUGUUAAAUCAUUAUUCAUGCGGAUAAGAAAAUCUUAAAAUUCCUUUUAACUAUAGUUUCUUCCUAAUUUUCAUCUAGAUUCUCCACAAAUAGAUAAAUGUCUUAGUCCACAAACUCUCUAACACAUAUCUUUCACAAUCAAAACUUUUUUUUACAUAUCAAAGAGUAUUUGCUCACUAUGGCUCGUUCCAAGCAGACAGCUCGUAAGUCAACAGGAGGUAAGGCUCCACACUUUGCCAUGAGGGUAAGGCAACACUCAACUCCGCUGCUUAAGAAACCAUAUAGAUACAAGCCAGGAACAGUGGCCCUCAGAGAGAUUAGGAAGUACCAGAAGACCACAGACUUGGUUAUAAGAAAACUCCCUUUCCAAAGAUUGGUUAAAGAGAUAGCUCAGAGUCUCAAGGCAGAUCUAAGGUUCCAGACUGGUGCUGUUUCCGCUCUUCAAGAAGCCGCUGAAGCUUUUAUGGUUGGAAUGUUUGAGGACACCAAUUUGUGUGCCCUGCAUGCCAAAAGAUCAACUAUCAUGCCUAAAGAUAUCCAGCUCGCUAAAAGGCUUCGAGGCGAUAGGGUUUGAGAUCAUAACCUUGUAUUAUUUUAGUUUUCGGGAUUAAUAUUCCGAUUGAAAUGUACUUCUAAGCUUAUUAGAAAGAAAUAAAAUGUUCUGAACUUAAUAAA
This is a messenger RNA of Arabidopsis lyrata subsp. lyrata, 958 nucleotides long. Its product is annotated as histone H3-like 4. The transcript has a single exon. Gene Ontology annotation, molecular function: protein heterodimerization activity; DNA binding; structural constituent of chromatin. Bases 462 to 857 code for a protein of 131 amino acids. Lineage: Eukaryota; Viridiplantae; Streptophyta; Magnoliopsida; Brassicales; Brassicaceae. Gene Ontology annotation, cellular component: nucleosome. The record is from RefSeq and is a predicted model, not a curated record.